Molecule: messenger RNA, 1937 nt
Organism: Oenanthe melanoleuca
Lineage: Eukaryota; Metazoa; Chordata; Aves; Passeriformes; Muscicapidae
Gene: PARP11
Product: poly(ADP-ribose) polymerase family member 11
Exons: 9
Coding region: 536-1528 (330 amino acids)
Molecular function (GO): NAD+ poly-ADP-ribosyltransferase activity
Source: RefSeq, a predicted model, not a curated record
AUUUGGGUUGGAAGAGAUUCUAAAGAUGAUCUAGUUCCAAACCCCUGCCAUAGACAGGGACACAUUCCACUGGACCAGAUUGCCCAGAGCCCCACCCAACCUGUCCUUGAACACUUCCAGGGAUAAAAGGUCACAAUGAGGUCUCCCUGGAACCACCUCUUCUCCAGGCUAACAGCCCCAACUCUCUUAGCUUGUCUAUGGAAAAGGGGUGCUCCAGCCCUUUGAACACCUUUGUGGCCCUCCUCAAAGACAACCAAGGUAGCUUUUACCAGCUUGGAGACACUCUGCCUGUUAUUUUCCUACUCAGGGAAAGGCGCUGCCUGGAAGACUGAGGGAACUCACCUCACAGGGUUACACUGAAAGGAGAGUCAAUGUGCACAAGUUGCAACACAAGAAAUUCUGGAAUGGACAGAAGGACAAAAGCUUCUUGCCCUUGAAAACAGUUCAGCAGACAUUCCUGGAGAAGAGAAAAAAAAAAGUUUGAAUGAGGAAUUGAGCAACCUGAUGUAGAUUUUAAGUUAGGCCUACUUUGGAAAUGCUUCAAGGACCAUCAGAAGAUGUGUUUGCAAAGAUGGAAAAUUCAGUUGAAGACAUGGAUACCUCCGAUACCCAGUGGGGCUGGUUUUAUUUGGCUGAGUGUGGUAAAUGGCAUAUGUUUCAGACUGACUCAAACAGUCACUGCUCUAUUAGCAGUGAAGAUAUUGAAAGGAGUUUCCGAACAGACCCUCAUGGAUCACUUUCCUUUACCACUGCAAAGUUUAACUACACUCUGGACUUUUCAGUGAUGAAGCAAAUCAACCUAACUACCCUCAAACAACGUCCAAUAAAGCGAGCUCCCUUUGCAAUCAAUUCAUUCAGUUUCAUCUGUGAAAAUGAGGCUAUCCCUAUGCCUUCACACUGGGAGAAUGUAAAUACUGAGGAGCCAUACCAGCUUAUUCCAUUGCAAAAGAAAACAAAUGAAUAUAAUGAAGUUUCUAGUCUCUUUGGAAAAACAAUGGAUAGCCACCGAAUUAAAAGAAUUAAGAGAAUACAAAAUCUAGACUUGUGGGAGUUUUUUUGCAGGAAAAAAGCUCAACUGAAGAAGAAAAGAGGUGUCCCAACAAUUAAUGAGCAGAUGCUGUUUCAUGGCACAAGUAAUGAAUUUGUAGAAGCAAUAUGUAUUCAUAAUUUUGACUGGAGAAUAAAUGGGAUGCAUGCUGCUGUGUAUGGAAAAGGGACCUAUUUUGCAAGAGAUGCAUCAUAUUCCAGCCAUUUCUGCAAAGAGAGCAUGAAGCAUGGAGAUACUUUCCAGAUUCAUGGUGUGAACCUGCAGCCUCAUCUGCAUAGACCAGAUAAAGUCAUGUUUCUUGCUCGUGUAUUAACUGGUGACUAUAUCGGCGGCGAUUCAAAAUACAUGAGGCCUCCUUCAAAAGAUGGGAGCUUUGUGAACUUGUAUGACAGCUGUGUGGAUAACACCUGGAACCCAAAGAUCUUUGUCAUCUUUGAUGCCAACCAAAUCUACCCUGAGUACUUAAUAGAAUUUUGUUAAGUUUGAAUUGAGUAUUGUUUGUGGUUUUUUGAUACUUUUGUUCCUUUUGUAAAGACAACAACAUAGAAACAUGAUGCAUGAAAGAGAGGUGAAAGAAAAGUUGGCAUACAUUUAUGGAGGAGGGAAGCUAUUAAAUAUUUAUCAGAGACUGGUGAACUGUUUUUAAAAAUCUGUAAACUUUACUAAUGCAUUUUUCAAAUGUAGAGACUAUUACAAAUCUGAAGUUGCUUAGUGAGCCUUAAAUACAUUGAGCAUUGGUAAGUUUUCAAGGGCAAGACUUAUGUUUUGUUUUUCUAAAGUAUAUUAAAAGUGAUAGAAAUAUGCCUCUAAUAUAGUAUGCAUAUGAUGAAACUAAUCUUUUAUAAAGAUUGUCUAUAAAACAUAAAGUAAAAACAACAGCAAAACCCUA